Molecule: messenger RNA, 210 nt
Organism: Paramecium octaurelia
Lineage: Eukaryota; Ciliophora; Oligohymenophorea; Peniculida; Parameciidae
Source: the annotation of a GenBank genome assembly
GUAUGAUGGAUCAACACACAUAUAUUGGAGAUUGGAGUGAAAAUAAGUUGAGUGGCUAUAGAGUGUAUACAUGGCCUGAUGGGAGGGUAAUGAGAGUAAUGUAAUUUAGAGAUGCGAAGGGCAAUGGAAUAAUAGUUAGAUGAGUGAAGAGGGAUCUAUUUUUGGAUUGAUGGAAGAAAUAUGAGGGACAGUUAAUAAAUGAUAAUUAUA